Didymodactylos carnosus is the source of this 477-nucleotide messenger RNA. The record is from the annotation of a GenBank genome assembly. Lineage: Eukaryota; Metazoa; Rotifera; Eurotatoria; Philodinida; Philodinidae.
AUGUUUAUUUAUAUAAAACUUCUUAAUGGAGGAACAGAAACAAAACUUGAAGUAUCACCAUUGGAUUCUGUUUCAGAAAUUAAAUCACGACUUGCCUAUCAAUUGAAUGUACCCGUUAAUCAACAAAAAUUAGUACUCAAAGGAAAACCAUUAUUAGACGGCUCUGUUUUACAUGACUAUGACGUUAUUGAAGGUACAAAAUUACAUUUAAUUGUAAGUAAAAAUUAUUCACUUCCAUCUCAAACGACAACAACAGAUCAAAUAAACAACAGGCAAAAUAAUAGUGGCAAUAGUCAACAUAAUGAGCAAUCGCCAUUAAUGAAUAAUUUACGAGCAGUCGCAACAAAAUGGUUGGAUCCUCAUGAUACCGAAGCAUUAUUAACUGCAUUUCACACUGAAUUAAAAAAUGUUGUUGAUCAACUCAGUUUGGAUGAUAUUGAAAAACUAUGUGCUGAUCGUGUUAGUGAAACAUUAUGA